CGGGAGACGGCAGAGCCAAACGCGUAAGGCGUGAGAACAAAACUUCCCGCUUCCGAGGCUUCAGCCGACGUCCGAUCGUCACAUUACAAAGCGGGUGAUUGUUGCUGUGUCAAGCCCACUAGGAGCCAGCGUAUAUAUAGCAAGCGAGCCCUUGAAGCUCCUCAAAAACGGACGUACUGUCUUUUACCCGAAUAGUCUCUCGUACAGAAUGUUUACAGGAAUUGUAGAAGUUAUGGGUACGGUUGCCGAAAUCGUGCCCAUGGACACUACCAGCACGGGAGGCGGAGGGUUCUCGCUUACCGUCGGGGAUGCACAGGUCGUAUUGCCCGAUGUCAACUUGGGCGACAGCAUCGCCGUGAACGGCGUGUGCUUGACAGUGACCGCUUUCGACGAUGCACGGACCUGGUUCAAGGUCGGCAUAGCCCCAGAGACGUUACGGAAGACCAGCCUUGGCGAUCUGAAGGUGAACGAGAAAGUGAAUUUGGAGCGAGCCAUGUCCGCCUCAACUCGUUUCGGCGGUCACUUCGUCCAGGGACACGUCGACACCACGGUCACAAUCCACACCAUCACCCCCGACCCGCCAAACUCCCUCCUCCUCAAGUUCCACCUGGCCCCUCCAACGCCUGCGAAUCCCAUCGACCAUCUACGCUACAUCAUCCCCAAAGGCUACGUCACCCUCGAUGGAACGUCGCUGACGGUGGUUGAUGUGGACUACAUCCAGCGAACAUUCUCCGUGAUGUUGAUCGCGUACACGCAGGAGCAUGUCGUGCUACCGAAGAAGAAGGUGGGGGAGAAGGUGAAUUUGGAGGUGGAUCAGAUCGGGAAGUAUGUGGAGAACGUCGCGGUGGCGAUGCUGAACGCUGGUGGGGAUGGCAGGGAGAAUGUGUUUGCAGGUCUGAUAAAAAAGGUCGUAGAUGAGCAGUUGGAGAAGAGGGAGGCCGAGAAGAAGUGA
Molecule: messenger RNA, 952 nt
Organism: Fimicolochytrium jonesii
Lineage: Eukaryota; Fungi; Chytridiomycota; Chytridiomycetes; Spizellomycetales; Powellomycetaceae
Exons: 3
Coding region: 209-952 (247 amino acids)
Biological process (GO): riboflavin biosynthetic process
Molecular function (GO): riboflavin synthase activity
Source: RefSeq, a predicted model, not a curated record